Messenger RNA from Purpureocillium lilacinum, 2130 nucleotides. RefSeq lists its product as uncharacterized. Gene Ontology annotation, cellular component: endoplasmic reticulum. The record is from RefSeq and is a predicted model, not a curated record. Gene Ontology annotation, molecular function: phosphatidylinositol-4-phosphate phosphatase activity. Gene Ontology annotation, biological process: phosphatidylinositol dephosphorylation. Lineage: Eukaryota; Fungi; Ascomycota; Sordariomycetes; Hypocreales; Ophiocordycipitaceae.
AUGGCGCCCCUUGCCGCAUCCAAGCUCCCCUACCGGGACGUCAACAUCAAGGUCACCAACGAUGCCUACACCUUCACUUCGCCCUCGUCGCCCGAUGCGCCGGCGCUCCUCAUCGAUAGGCCGACUGGCGACGUUCGUCUAGCAGACCCUGCCCUCCAGGCAGGAAAGCGCGCCUCGCGUGUCUCGAGCGUUGCUGGCAUCCUGGGCAUCAUCCAGCUGCGGCUAGACAAGUAUGUCAUAGUCAUCAGCAAAGCCCAGCCCAUGGGCCGCCUCAAAGGCCACAUGGUGUACAAAGUGCUCGCGACCGAGAUCCUUCCCAUGCGCGAGCGUCAGAUCCACGACCCCGACGAGGACACCUUCAUCGGCCUUCUCAAGACGUUCCUGCAGAACGGGCCCAUGUACUUUUCGUACUCGAUCGACCUCACAAACUCCUUCCAGCGCCAAUCGCAGGCCGACCCCGCCAGCCCGCUGUGGAUGAGAGCAGACGAUCGCUUUUUCUUCAACAAGUACCUGCAAACCGACCUCAUAGAGUUUCGCAGACGAGGCUCAAGAAGCCAGCCCGGCUCGCAGCCCGCAAUCGAUCCAUACAUCCUGCCAUGCAUAUUCGGCAUGUUGGAGAUCAAGCCCACUCGCUUCAAGAACACACCCUUGACGCUGAUUCUGAUUUCCCGGAGAUCGCGCUACCGCGGUGGCACGAGAUACUUUACCCGUGGCGUGGAUGAGGACGGUCACGUCGCAAACUACAACGAGACGGAACAGGUUGUCAUCCUGAACGAUAGCAGUAGCGGCCUGGGUGGCUUUGCUGGCAGCACCGAUAUGCAGAGCGGCAAGUUUGGCGCUUCGGCUGGGCAGGAGAUGCAGAUAAUGUCCUACGUCCAGACCCGAGGAAGUGUCCCGACCUACUGGUCCGAGAUAAACAGCCUGCGCUACGUCCCCAAGCUGCAGGUUCGCAGCACCGAGGCUGCCGCUCCGGCCGCGGUGAAGCACUUUGAUGAGCAGAUCCGCAUCUACGGCGACAACUACCUCAUCAACCUCGUCAACCAGAAGGGCCGAGAAUGCAGGGUUAAGGAGUCGUACGAGAAAAUGGUGGAGGCGCUGGUCUCCGGCCCGAGGGAGCAUCAUGAGGCCGACCGGCUGACUGACGAGAAGUUCACCACGAUCCAGCCAGGGUCGAAGCAGCAAUUGCUUGACCGUCUGCACUACGUCUACUUUGACUAUCACACCGAGACCAAGGGUAUGAAGAUGCACAAGGCGUACGCUCUCGUCGAUAAGCUCCAGGAGGCGCUCGCCGCCCAGGGCUACUUUCGUGGUGUCGACACACCCGCCAACGUCGACGGACGGAUCGAUGCCCGCAGCCUCCAGACCAGCGUCAUGCGUACCAACUGCAUGGACUGCCUCGAUCGGACCAACGUCGUCCAGAGCAUCUUUGGCCGCCAUGUUUUGGACCGCAUCUUCGAGCAGGCUGGCCUCAUGGCCCACGGCUCCUCUUUCCGGGACGAGGACCCGGCCUUCGAGCACAUCUUCCGCAAUAUCUGGGCCGACAAUGCCGACGUCGUCUCUUCCUCCUACUCGGGCACCGGCGCUAUGAAGACGGACGUGACCCGUACGGGAAAGCGCACAAAGGUUGGCGCUUUGCAAGACGCACGGAUCGGCGUCACGCGUUACUAUCUCAACAACUUUAGAGACGGUCCGCGUCAGGACUCCUUUGACCUGUUUCUGGGCGCCUACCAGCCAGGGGAGACUAACAUUGGCACAAACCUCGUCUUCGUGGACAGGCGUCCGCUGAUGAUCCAAUCCAUACCCUAUGUGCUGGCGUUCAGCGUCUUUAUUGUCCUCGUCGGCAUCUUUACCAAGCGCGACCCGGACGCGAGAGUUCUCCCUAUGCGCGUCUUUAUCCUCUUCUGGAGUGCUGUGGCUGCGUACUGCUUUUAUUUUGUCUGGACUCACGGCAUGCUCUAUGUCAACUGGCCACGCCUGAACCCUCGUCACUUUGCUGUCGAUGGCUACACAGAGCACUUCUCCAAGGCGCGCAAGGAUGCCGUCAUCGGACCGUUUGUGACGCGGCACGAGAGAGGGCUCAGCACCGCUCGCUACCUCAACGCCGAGGAAGGAAAGAAGAGGAUUGAAUAA